Molecule: messenger RNA, 555 nt
Organism: Penicillium canescens
Lineage: Eukaryota; Fungi; Ascomycota; Eurotiomycetes; Eurotiales; Aspergillaceae
Exons: 1
Coding region: 1-555 (184 amino acids)
Molecular function (GO): histone deacetylase activity
Source: RefSeq, a predicted model, not a curated record
AUGGCUCGCCCCUCCGUGGUCCAAGAGUACGCACCGCCCUCCGCGCCCACCCUCACCAUCGAUCAAAAGUCCACGGCCGAGCACCAAAACUACCGAGUCGCUCGCCCCCAAGGCUACCGCGUCUCAUGGCACGCCAAUCCAGCCGUCGAGGCACACCACUUCGGCCAAUCCCACCCAAUGAAGCCAUGGCGCCUCACCCUCACCAAACAACUAGUCAUGGCCUACGGCAUGCACCACGCAAUGGACCUGUACCUCGCGCGUGCAGCAACCUAUGAAGAAAUGGCCGACUUCCACGAAGCAGACUAUCUCGACUUCCUGCGACAAGUAAUGCCAGGCGACAUCGACCGGCCCGAACAAAGCGACAAUGUAGUCCGCUUCAACUUCGGCGACGACUGCCCGAUCUUCGACGGCCUAUACAACUACUGCUCCCUCUACGCAGGCGGCACAGUCGACGCCGCCCGCAAACUAUGCAACAACCAAUCCGAAAUCGCAAUCAACUGGUCCGGCGGCCUUCACCACGCCAAAAAGCAGAAGCAUCGGGCUUCUGCUACGUAA